UGCGGUUGUGUUCAUUUCUCUGCACCUCCUCCUCUUGUCUCUCAUAUCAGCCUCUCAUCAGCAGCAGCAGCACUGGGAAGAGAGGAUGCUGCCUGCACACAGCACGGCCCACACAGCACGGCCAGCUUAAGUAAGAACUGAUGGCAGCUUUAAAUACUGUUGCAACCGAACUGAUCUGCUAAACCAAUUUGCAAUGCCACCCCUUCAGCCAGUGGCUGUGGUACAGUCCUUAGGAGCUGUGUCUGCACCUAGGAUGGUAAACGCCUGAUUGUAGCGCUGGAGCUCUAGGAGUGCGACUAGCUGACGAUAAAGGAGUGCUGCUUGCUUCUGUACGAGAUUAUCACUUGCUGACCCAUAGAACCGUACCUGUCACCGUCAUCUUGUUUCCAUCCUUAACGGGCUGCAGACUGAUGAGAGAUAAUACGUCCAAGGUGGAUUUAUCUGCUGCUUGAUUAACAAAGAAGCGGUCAGGCAAGGGCACCACAGCUCGGAUAUGGAAAGACCUACACAGGGCAAAAGAAAUCAUCCUGGGGGAUCAGGGCUGCUCAAAGUUUCCUCUCAAUAGGAUAUGUGAUAUAGGUGGCAGUAACAUCUGAUGGGAGCAGUGGUUGGAGAUUACAUGAGAAUGAGAAGAAGAGAGGAACAGCUCUCUUUUACAAUAUUGCACAUUGGGCUUCACGACUCUGAAAUAAUCCUUUUAAUGAAAUAUGGAGCAGAUGGAUAGUAAGCCUUACCAACCAUUAUCAAAAACUAAGCAUGAAAUAGAUCAUGCUUACACCAGCUCUUCAGAAGAUAGUGAAGAUGAACGAAAGCCAAGACAAUCAUACAACUCAAGAGAAACUCUUCAGGAAUGUGCACAAGAUAUAAGACUAAAUUACAACAACCAUAGCAGCAGGAAAAGAAAAGCAGUUGAAGAUCCCACUCAAGAGAUGGAAUAUUGUGAGUCUCCACACAUUUUAUGCUCUGGCUACCAGACCAAUAUACACAACGCUGCACAGCAUAACUACCCACUAGAGGUGGGUUCUGAUGCGGAUACGGAGACCGAAGGAGCAACUUCACCAGAACAUGCCCUGAGGAUGUGGAUGAGAGAGAUUAAAUCAGAGCACAGUUCCUGCUUGUCAAGUAGAGCCAACUCUGCACUGUCGCUAACUGAUACUGACCAUGAGAGGAAGUCUGAUGGGGAGAAUGACUGGACUAGACUAUUAGACUGUGGGACCUGUUCACCAAAAAAGAUUCCCGGAAGUCCACGAAACCAGUUUACCUUCAGGCCUCUCCCGCCUCCGCCACCACCACCACAUGCGUGCACCUGUAGUCGACAGACUUCGCAGACUUUGGAUACUCUCCAGAGGAGCUCCAUGACAUCUCGCAGUCAGCCAAGUCCAGCUGUUUCUAACCCUCCCACAAGCACUCAAGAUUCUGUGCACCUGCAUAACAGCUGGGUCUUAAACAGCAACAUACCCUUGGAGACCAGGCAUUUUCUCUUCAAGCAUGGAUCUGGUACAUCUCCAAUCUUCAGUGCUGCCAGCCAGAACUACCCUUUAACUUCAAAUACAGUUUACUCUCCACCUCCAAGACCUCUGCCCAGGAGCACCUUCUCCAGGCCUGCCUUCACGUUUAGCAAAUCAUACCGGUGCUGUAACUGGAAAUGCACAGCCCUGAGUGCUACAGCAAUUACAGUAACACUUGCACUCCUACUAGCAUACGUUAUCGCAGUUCACUUGUUUGGAUUAACUUGGCAACUUCAGCCGGUUGAGAACCAGCUUUAUGAGAAUGGAGUCAGUAAAGGAAGCAGAGGAGAUGAGUCUGCUGACACCACUUACUCACCACUAGGAGGAAAGGCUUCUGAUAAAGCAGAGAAAAAAGUAUAUCAAAGAGGAAGAGCAAUAGAUUCUGGAGAGGUGGAAAUCGGGAAGCAGAUUGUGCAGACCAUCCCUCCUGGGUUAUUCUGGCGUUUCCAAAUUACUAUACAUCAUCCAAUGUAUUUAAAAUUUAAUGUUUCAUUUUCAAAAGACUCCCUUCUUGGUAUAUAUGGCAGAAGAAAUAUCCCACCGACGCACACACAGUUUGAUUUUGUAAAGUUGAUGGAUGGAAAGCAUUUAAUAAAGCAAGAACCAAAAAAUGCAGAAAGCCCGCAGCACGCACCUCGGAGUCUAAUUCUGGCAUCUUUACAAGAGACAGGCUUCAUUGAGUAUAUGGAUCAAGGUGCAUGGCACUUAGCGUUUUACAAUGACGGAAAGAAGAUGGAACAAGUCUUUGCAUUAACAACUGCAAUAGAAAUGAUGGAUGAUUGCUCAACCAAUUGCAAUGGGAAUGGAGAAUGCAUAUCUGGCCAUUGUCACUGCUUUCCCGGAUUCCUGGGACCGGACUGCUCCAGAGAUUCCUGUCCGGUAUUAUGCAGCGGCAACGGUGAAUAUGAGAAGGGACAUUGUGUGUGUAGGAAUGGCUGGAAAGGAGCAGAGUGUGAUGUUCCAGAGGAGCAGUGUAUUGACCCAACCUGCUCUGGCGGCCAUGGGACAUGUAUAAUGGGGGUCUGUAUCUGUGUACCAGGAUAUAAAGGAGAAAUAUGUGAAGAAGAGAAUUGCCUGGAUCCAUCAUGUUCUGACCACGGUGUAUGUGUACAAGGAGAGUGCCACUGCACUGCUGGCUGGGGAGGUGUGAAAUGUGAGAAUGUUCUAGCACUGUGUCAAGAGCAGUGUUCUGGCCAUGGAACCUUCCUAUUGGACAGCGGUGUCUGCAGCUGUGAACCACAGUGGACAGGUGUAGACUGUUCUACAGAACUGUGCGCAGUGGACUGUGGAAGUCAUGGUGUAUGCUCAGGAGGUGUCUGUCAAUGUGAAGAUGGCUGGGGAGGAGCCAGCUGUGAAGAACGCAUCUGUCACCCAAACUGUGCUGAACAUGGUCAGUGUAAAGAUGGAAAAUGUGAAUGUAGCCCAGGAUGGGAGGGUGAACGAUGUACAAUUGCUCACUACUUGGAUGCUGUACGAGAUGGCUGCCCAGGUCUUUGUUAUGGCAAUGGGAGGUGCACACUUGACCAGAAUGGGUGGCACUGCGUAUGUCAAGUCGGCUGGAGUGGAAUAGGGUGCAAUGUUAUUAUGGAAAUGGUUUGUGCUGAUAAUAUGGACAACGAUUCAGAUGGUCUGACAGAUUGUGUGGAUCCUGAUUGCUGCCAGCAAGCCAUUUGCUUCUCAAGCCCUCUCUGUCAAGGUUCACCUGACCCACUAGACCUCAUCCAGCAAAGCCAGCCACCCUUUUCCCAGCAUCCUCCGAGACUCUUCUAUGACCGCAUUAGAUUCCUUAUUGGCAAGGACAGUACUCACGUAAUUCCUGGAGAAAUAAGUCUUGACAGCAGUCACGUCUGUGUGGUUCGUGGUCAAGCAGUAGCUGUGGAUGGGACACCACUGGUAGGUGUCAAUGUCAGCUUUGUGCACCAUAACGACUAUGGAUAUACAAUCAGCCGGCAAGAUGGAAGCUUUGAUCUUGUCACUAUUGGUGGCAUCUCUAUUACGCUACUUUUCGAGAGAUCCCCUUUUAUUGCUGUGAAAAGGACUCUGUGGCUUCCUUGGAAUAAAUUCAUUGUGGUUGACAAAGUUGUCAUGCAGAGGACAGAUAUAGAGGCCCCGUUAUGUGACAUGAGCAGCUUUAUCAACCCAAAUCCAGUCGUUCUACCUUCUCCAUUAACAACAUUUGCUGGAUCAUGUUCACAAAGAGGACCUGUCAUCCCUGAACUACAGGUGGUACAAGAAGAAAUCAUCAUGCCAUCUAGUUUUGUGAAGCUCAGCUACCUGAGUAGUCGCACACUUGGAUAUAAGAGUCUCAUACAUAUUAUACUAACACACGCAACUAUCCCUACUGGCCUAAGCAAAGUGCAUCUAAUUGUAGCAGUGGAAGGACGGCUUGUACAGAAAUGGUUUCCUGCUGCUAUUAACCUGGUUUAUACCUUUGCUUGGAACAAAACAGAUAUUUAUGGACAGAAAGUAUCUGGUCUCUCAGAAGCACUAGUAUCGGUUGGAUAUGAAUAUGAAUCGUACCCAGACCUUGUGCUAUGGGAAAAGAGGACGGUCACCUUGCAAGGAUUUGAGAUGGAUGCUUCCAAUCUUGGUGGAUGGUCCUUCAACAAACAUCACAUAUUAAAUCCUCAAAAUGGAAUAUUGCACAAAGGAGAUGGAGAAAAUAUAUUCAUUUCUCAGCAGCCCCCAGUGAUCUCUACACUAAUGGGCAAUGGGCAACAGAGAACACUCUCCUGCUCUACUUGCAGUGGACCGAUGCUUAACAACAAACUCUAUGCUCCUGUUGCUAUGGCAACUGGACCUGAUGGUAGUAUCUACAUUGGAGAUUUCAACUUUGUAAGACGGAUACACCCAAAUGGAAAUGUCAUCAGCAUUUUAGAGCUUAGAAACAGAGAUACAAGACACAGUACUAGCCCGGCUCACAAGUAUUACUUGGCAGUGGAUCCUUCUUCAGAAGCUGUUUAUCUGUCUGACACCAAUACUAGAAAAGUCUACAGAGUGAAAUCUCUUACAGAUGUGAAGGAGCUGACAAAGAACUUUGAAGUGGUUGCAGGGACAGGAGACCAAUGCCUUCCAUUUGACCAAAGUCACUGUGGAGAUGGUGAAAAAGCAAAUGAAGCUUCACUGAACAGUCCAAGAGGCAUUACUGUGGAUGCACAUGGCUUCAUAUAUUUUGUUGACGGUACCAUGAUACGAAAAAUUGAUGACAGAGGUAUCAUUUCAACAGUCAUAGGCCUCAAUGGGUUAACCUCAACUCAGCCCUUAAGCUGUGACUCAGGGAUGGAUAUCAGCCGGGUUCGACUAGAAUGGCCGACUGACCUAGCUGUCAAUCCUAUGGAUAACUCAUUAUAUGUCUUGGACAAUAACAUUGUGCUCCAGAUUUCUGACAAUAACCAAGUGAGGAUUAUUGCUGGUAGGCCCAUACAUUGCCAAGUUCCAGGUAUAGACUAUUUCCUUGUUAGCAAAGUAGCAAUUCACUCCACCCUGGAAUCUGCUCGAGCCAUUGCUGUGUCGCACAAUGGGAUUGUCUACAUCGCUGAAACAGAUGAAAGAAAGAUUAACAGAAUACAGCAAGUCACCAGUAAUGGAGAGAUAUCCACUUUAGUUGGAGCACCCACAGACUGUGAUUGCAAGAUUGACCCAAAUUGUGAUUGCUUCUCAGGUGAUGGUGGAUUUGCAAAAGACGCCAGGCUUAAAGCGCCCUCCUCGUUAGCUGUGUCUCCAGAUGGCACGCUGUACAUAGCUGAUCUUGGCAACAUACGCAUCCGAGCAGUCACCAGAAACAAGCCUCAUUUAAAUGCCAUGAAUAUGUAUGAGGUUGCCUCUCCAGCAGACCAAGAAUUGUAUCAAUUCAGUACCAAUGGGACUCAUCUACACACUUUAAACCUUAUAACUAGGGACUAUGUAUACAAUUUCACCUAUAACGGCGAUGGGGAUAUUAUAUCUGUCACCAGCAGUAAUGGUAAUUCAGUACAUAUACGAAGAGAUGCUGGCGGGAUGCCCCUGUGGCUGGUGGUUCCUGAAGGACAAGUCUACUGGCUCACGAUCAGUAACAAUGGAGUGCUGAAAAGGAUAUCAGCUCAAGGAUAUAACCUAGCACUGAUGACGUAUCAUGGUAAUACCGGGCUUCUGGCAACCAAAAGCAAUGAGAAUGGCUGGACUACUGUUUAUGAGUAUGACCUUGAAGGACAUUUAACAAAUGCAACCUUUCCAACUGGAGAAGUCAGCAGUUUCUACAGCGACAUGGAGAAAUCCACUCGGGUCGAGCUAGACACUUCAAACAGAGAAAAUGUUGUCACCACAACUAAUAUAUCUGCAACAAGCAUUGUAUAUGCUUUAAAACAAGAAAACACUCUUAACACCUAUCGUGUUAACCCUGAUGGCUCCCUACGCGUCACCUUUGCCAGUGGGAUGGAAAUCAGCCUUAAUGCAGAGCCCCACAUACUAGCAGGAGUGGUCAGCCCAACUCUGGGUAAAUGUAAUAUCUCGCUCCCUGGGGAGCACAGUCCAAAUCUUAUUGAGUGGCGACAACGUAAAGAGCAGCACAAAGGCAAUAUCUCCUCUUUUGAAAGACGCUUAAGGGCUCAUAACAGAAAUUUGUUAUCCAUUGAUUUUGAUCACAUCACCAGAACAGGAAAGAUCUACGAUGAUCACAGAAAAUUCACUCUUCGUAUUCUUUAUGAUAAAACUGGAAAUCCCAUCCUGUGGUCACCAAACAGCAAGUAUCAUGAAGUUAACAUCACAUAUUCCCCUACUGGGCGAGUAACUUCUAUACAAAGAGGAACAUGGACUGAGAAAAUAGAAUAUGAUGAAAAUGGAAAGAUGGUGUCAAGAAUUUGGGCCAAUGGUAAAAUAUGGAGUUAUACGUAUGAGGAAAAGACUAUAAGCCUCUUUCUACAUAGCCAGCGGCGUUACAUCUUUGAAUACGAUCAUUCAGAUUAUCUUGCUGCUGUAACAAUGCCUAACAUGGUCCGCCAUAGUCUGCAGACAAUGCUAUCUGUUGGUUAUUUCAGAAAUAUUUAUAAUCCGCCAGACAACGUUGGGGCUUUCAUUCAAGAUUACAGUGGGGACGGUCGACUUCUGAUGACAUUACAUCUUGGAACAGGACGCAGAGUCUUGUAUAAAUACACCAAGCAAACAAGGCUCUCUGAAAUUCUCUAUGAUACUACUCAGGUUACAUUUACCUAUGAAGAAUCGAGUGGAGUCAUUAAAACAAUUCAUCUAAUGCAUGAAGGAUUUGUUUGUACUAUCAGAUACAGACAAACAGGUCCUCUGAUUGGGCGACAGAUCUUUAGGUUCAGUGAAGAAGGUCUUGUUAAUGCCAGGUUUGACUACAGUUAUAACAACUUCCGAGUUACCAGUAUGCAAGCCAUGAUAAAUGAAAUUCCUCUUCCCAUAGACUUGUACCGUUAUGUUGAUGUCUCUGGGAGGACUGAACAAUUUGGAAAAUUUAGUGUGAUUAAUUAUGAUCUGAAUCAAGUUAUCACAACUUCAAUGAUGAAGCAUACUAAAAUAUUUAGCUCUAGCGGACAAGUCAUUGAAGUUCAGUAUGAAAUUCUAAAGGCUAUAUCUUAUUGGAUGACUAUCCAGUAUGACAACAUGGGCCGGAUGAUUAUGUGUGGCAUACGAGUAGGUGUAGAUGCUAACUUAACAAGAUAUUCUUAUGAAUAUGAUCCAGAUGGACAGCUUCAGGCUGUGUCUGUAAAUGAUAAACUUCAGUGGCGUUAUAGCUAUGAUCUAAAUGGAAACAUCAACCUGCUAAGCCAUGGAAAUAGUGUUCGCCUGACUCCACUGAGAUAUGACAUAGGGGACCGCAUUACUCGUUUGGGAGAAAUUCAGUAUAGAAUGGAUGAAGAUGGAUUCUUAAGGCAGAGAGGCAAUGAUAUAUUUGAGUACAAUUCCAAUGGUCUUUUGAUCAAGGCAUAUAAUAAGGUUGCAGGAUGGAAUGUACAAUACCGAUACGAUGGACUUGGAAGACGUGUUGCAAGCAAGUCAAGUACAGGCUCUCACCUGCAGUUUUUCUAUGCAGAUCUAGCCAAUCCAAUAAGAGUUACUCAUUUGUACAACCACAGUAGCUCUGAAAUAACAUCACUAUAUUAUGACCUUCAAGGCCACCUUAUUGCCAUGGAAUUAAGCAGUGGAGAGGAGUAUUAUGUUGCAUGUGACAAUACAGGAACGCCCCUGGCAGUUUUUAGCAGUCGGGGCCAGGUGAUAAAAGAAAUUCUGUACACACCAUAUGGUGACAUCUAUGAAGACACCAAUCCAGAUUUUGAGAUAAUCACUGGGUUUUAUGGAGGACUGUAUGAUUCCCUUACUAAACUAGUACAUCUUGGUCAAAGAGAUUAUGAUGUUGUUGCUGGAAGAUGGACUACACCCAAUCACCAUAUAUGGAAAAAAAUAAACACUGAACCAAGGCCUUUUAACUUGUAUGCAUUUGAAAACAACUAUCCAGUUGGCAAGACCCAGGAUGUGGCACAGUAUACCACAGACAUUGGGAGCUGGUUGGAGCUGUUUGGUUUUCAGCUACAUAAUGUACUCCCUGGAUUUCCAAAACCAGAAGCAAAGGGAUUUGAGUCAACGUAUGAGUUACUGCAGCUUCAAACCAAGACCCAGGAGUGGGACCCUGGGAAGACAAUUCUUGGUAUUCAGUGUGAGCUACAGAAGCAGCUGAGAAACUUCAUUUCCUUAGACCAACUUCCAAUGGCUCCAAAACAAACUGGUUGGAAAUGCCAGGAAACAAUAAAAUAUCCCAGAUUUGCAGCUGUGUCAUCUCUAUUUGGGAAAGGCAUCAAAUUUGCAAUCAAAGAUGGAGUUGUGACUGCAGAUGUCAUUGGAGUGGCUAAUGAAGAUAGUCGCCGCAUUGCUGCCAUUUUAAAUAAUGCCCACUACCUGGAAAACUUGCAUUUUACUAUAGAAGGUCGAGAUACUCACUACUUCAUUAAAUUGGGCUCCUUAGAAGAAGACCUUACUGUCAUUGGAAACAGUGGUGGUGGCCGUAUUCUGGAGAAUGGAGUCAAUGUUACUGUGUCUCAAAUGACUUCAGUGGUCAAUGGGAGGACUAGACGGUUCGCUGACAUACAGCUUCAACAUGGCACCUUGUGCUUUAAUGUUCGCUAUGGAACAACCAUUGAAGAAGAGGAGGAUCAUGUUCUGGAAUUGGCAAGGCAGAGAGCGGUGGCCCAGGCUUGGACUAAGGAGCAGAAGAGAUUGCAGGAAGGAGAGGAAGGCAUAAGGAUGUGGACAGAAGGAGAAAAACAACAACUUUUAAGCACAGGGAAAGUCCAAGGCUAUGAUGGAUAUUUUGUUCAUUCAGUGGAUCAGUACCUAGAACUUUCUGAUAGUGCCAACAAUAUUCAUUUCAUGAGACAGAGUGAAGUAGGCAGGAGGUAACAAACAAACAAAAGACAUUCUUUGCCUUUGCGUCACCAAAGACUGCCUGUUUUUAAAACAUAAAUGGUUUAUUGUAACAAUUUUUUAGAUCAGAUCUCUGUAUAUGUAAAUAUAAAGAAAACAUAUCCAACUGCCUUUAAAUGUGACAGAAGAUGGUAUUUUAAUAUUGUUAGUUGAACAAUGUAAUUCUGAAUGCACCAGGGAGGUCUUUUAUCAUAAUGCUGAGUGAUGUGUUUAAAGUAAACUUGUCACCUGUGCACAGUUGUGUGGUGGCAAUCAUUUUGUGGGCUGAAGCAAUAUUGUGAGAAAGCAACCUAUCGAUACAAUAUGAAUAAGUGACAUCACAGAAACAGGAAGUGAUGUGCACAGAGCCUGGGCUGUAUUCUCGUGAAUAUUGGUGCAUCUCACUAAUUGGCUACCUUCUCUGUGUAAUUCACAGGCACAUUGUAAGGCCUCUCAAGUGCUCAUGGGAUUUAAAAAAUGACCGUAAAGCUUCUUAUAUCUUGUGUGGCAGUAUUCAGCAUUUUCGCUUGCAUAUUAACCACUACGAAGUUGCCACUCUUUUCUGGAAACUAGAGCUCAUGUGAUGCUAUAGCAUCUAGAUGAAAAAAAAAAAAAAACCUACCUAAAGUAUUAGUAAGUAUAUGAUAAAAACUAAAUAUGUAAUACUGAAAUCCUGUCAUUGUUUCUUAUUUUUUCAUAAAUUAACAUUAUUUCAAAUAAAAAAUUAAGUGUUACGAGUCAUGAAUACUCCUGUUGAGCUCUAAACCUACCCAUUAACUCCACAAUUCAAGCAGUACUGUUCUAUUAUUAGAUAUAAUUAGUAGGCUUAAAAGCAUUAAUGAGGUUUUAUGUUCUUUCAACUGAUCAUCAAACUAUUGCUAAUGACUCACUGAUUUGAUCAUCUAUUAUCUGUUUAUAAUACAAAAGUAAGACACUACAGUUAUAAACUUCUCUACAGAUCUGUCUGUAUAAAUGGUAAGUUUGAUAAUCAUAAUUAUAAGCAGUGAGUUCUGAUGUCAUAACUUCAGUGCUCACUAUGAAGUUAGUGAAUUAUUAGGAUUAAUGCACUGCUUACGGUAUAGUAUUAGGAAUAUUAGAAGCCACAUUAGCUGUUUGUAACCUGUACAAAAGAUGUUUACAGCCGUGUAUAUUUAUCUUGUGAAAAAGUUCAUGCGUGACUUCUAAUUCCUAUACAAAUGGCAUUAGGUAGUAGGUUAUCCUAUGUAUAAAGGAAAUAAACCUCUUUUUUGUGGAACCAGAAUAUUAAAUAAUAUUGCAACAUUUGCAAAUGUUGGUUGCAUAUAGUGAUGUUUGGCCAAGUGUAUAGGUGCACAGUAUUUACUCCAUCUUGCCCUUAAUGUUAUAUGCUGUAUACAGCAUACUACUGCUUUUAAUUUUCUCGUCUCCAUUCUUAACAAACACAACCUAACUCCUAUUUUGAGUAUAACAAUAAAGAAAAUAUGUGUUUGAACAUAUUGUGUGAAUCUAAGUAUAGCUAGGGAUACUGGGUCUGAUUCCAAGGUUUGAGCAAACCUAUGGCUGCUAGAAUGGAACCAAGCUGCUGGAGCCUUUAUAACUGUAUACACAGAUGUAGUCACUGGCUGCGACACACCUGUAUCUGACUAGACACCCCCCUGUUACAGUACUUCCCAUAUAUGUUCACUAGCCAUCAAUCACUGAGUCCAAAUUCUCAUUGUGACCAAAGACAGUGCACAGUCACGUCGCAUGUGUCAUGGGACUCAGCUGUAGAACAACCAAAAUCAUUCCACUGUGCAGACAUCAGCAUGGCAUCCACCUCUGAAUUAGAACCACUGUUUUUUUUAUUUUAACAGAGAUCCCACCAAUAACUUUCCUGUUGUUGUUGUUCGACAUUGAAACAGCUUGCAAUCUGAUUGCUGGUCAUGAUACUCUAAAGCCUUUGACAGGAUUUCCACACUAUCCACCAUUAUUUUGCAUAUUGCCCUUCCAUCACAACUGUUCUGCACUAUCUCACACAGCAUCCUCUUCCUGCUUCAUCAUCACUGAGACCUUUUUUUUUAAAAAAGUGGCAAUCAUUUACAAUGCAUGGUUGUGCCUUGAAAAUGAAUGCUGCUUUAAAGAAAACCUAUGAGUUUGGCCAGCAUCCCGCACCUCCGGCCAACUCUGACCCUAUUACAUAUGCCCCACAAUGUUAGAUCCACCGGGAUCCUUACAUUGGCACCCUUCCCAGUCAACUGGCACUUAGUAGCACCCCUUGAUCCAGAUCCCGGCACCUUUCCCUCUCCCUGGUCACCAGGCUCCAGUAACUCUCUUCCUUUACCUUGAUACUCCCUCUCAACUGACAUUCCUUCAUUCUGUGAUGCAACCCACUUACACCUUAGUCCUAACAAUGUGUUUAUUUCCCUGGGAUCCCUGGCUCCCAAUUCUCUCUCUUUUUAAAACCUCAUCUUUACAUCUUUCCGUAUCACUUGGUACCCAGACCAUCAACUCUUAUCUGUUCCUGUCACUCCACCUUUAUCAUGAAUCUCCCUCUCCCCUGGCACCUUUUCCUCAUCCAUGUGGUUCAGUGCCCUUUAAUACUUCCUCACAACACCCCAUCUGCUUGGAUCCUUUCUUUGUUCUCUGAAACCUUUUGUUUUUUCCUUGGCACCUGUUCUAUACCCCGCCCUGGGAUCUAGUCCAGUAGCAGUCUUUCCUGAUUACUCUAGCACCCAGUCUACUUGGACCACCUCCCUGCCCCCUGACACUUUCACUUUUUCCUGUUAACCUCUAGUAUUCUGUCCACUGGAACAGAGUUCCUCCCUUUGGGUUGGACUCUGGUCCUUUACCCUGGCACCUGUUCCUUGGCAGCCCUCCCUCUCAGAUGACACCCAGUCCUCUCUUCUGAAUCUUUUUACUCUUUCUUCUCUCACAUGGUACCUAGUCUCAUUGGGCCCUCUUCAAGCUUCCUGAGACCUUCCUUUUUGCUCUGGUUCAUACUCCUUACCUCUAAUAUCCUGUUCUCUGACACCCUCUCAUUGCCUUUGUUUGAAAUAAAAAGAGAAACAAAAUUAAUAUUUUCUUAUUUUUUUUAUAUAUUUAUUCAAUAACUUUAAAUAAAACAUUGUUUUUGCACUUUAGAAAAAAAAAACAGGCAGCAACCCUAAAUAUAAUUUCAGUAAACAACAAUUAAAACAGUUAGGCGUAUUAUAUCAUUUUGUUUAUUGUUUUCUCCAUUAAAUUUAGAAUAACUGCAGGUGUUACUGUUGCUAUUACUGUUAAUAAGAAAUAUUAGUACAUGUUUGAAUUUUCUACAAAUAGCAAUACCCUAAAGACAAUGGACAUCAUACCACACCAAUGAAUUAAAACCUAAGCAAUUCUUUCUAAGGAAAUGAAUUGUAAAGGUCAGUUAUAUUUGAUUGUACACAACAUAUUAAUCAUUUUAUGUUUGCAGCAGUUCACCUUUAAAGGGGAGUUUUUCCCUUAGGCUCUCCCACCAAAGAUUGUAUUGUCAUUUCAAGUAGGAAUGGGCAUCUAAUUAAGAAGACAGGAGCCGCAAAUCGUUUCUCACCCUCCCUCUCAUAUUUUCCCUCAAGAACAAUAGUAGGGACAUUUAAUGCUUAGGUAGAUUUGCCCAAAACCUUGUUUAAAGAAAAUCAGAUUUUAUUUUUAUUUUUAAAAAAAAUGAAACUAUCUCACUAAUACAGUAUGUUUUUCAAUGUUUAUAUUUAUAUAGUAGAUCUCUGUUCACUUUAUUCAUCAUAGACAAUAUGUGUUCAUGUGAAAUUUGAAUGUAUAAGAUUUGUAGUCAGUAGACAGGAUGGCACAUGUCAGUUAUUGCAUUCUGGUUUGGGGACAUGUACUUUUGUAUGACUUCCACCAUAUAAUGAUGCUGAUAUGUGUUAAGCUACAUGCUGCUAUUAAAUUAUGAAGUUGAGAAAUGGCAAUAUAAUGCAGUCUAGAUUUCAUACUAUUACUCUGCCUACAUUAGAACAAAGUACAGUAACUGCCUUGAGUAGUGUAGAAAAAAUAACCACCCCAGCGAGUAAUGGUCAAAUGGUCAAUCCAGCUCACAGUAUAUCUGGCCGACCUGCCAGCUAGGCGCAUACCUCCUACAGUAGGGGCUUCUUCACUACCAGUUGGUCGAGAUGUACAUAACACAUCUGAUCUGAGAGAUCAGCUAUAUCUGCUUGGUUGCACUGUCUGAUGUUAUGUAGCAAGUUGUCAUUAUGUUGGCUUAACUAAUAUUGAAAUGCCAAUCAAUUGAUUAGGAAUCAGUCACCGUGUCUAGACAGUAAUAGUAAAUAGAGUAUAAUAUUAUUUCUAUCAAUUGCCAGCGAGAAUACAAAAUACAUAAUAAUAAUAAAUGCAUUAAUGGUCAUCUUCACAGUUGUAAAAGUGUGGCCAAGCAGACAAUGUUGUAACACUGUAUUGCACAUUUCUGCAUCUCCAAGCAUGGCUUAGUGUAUUACACAGUCACAUAAUUCAAGAUUUAGGGGGAGAUUUAUCAAAGCUUGGGGAGAGAUAAAAUACCAAUCAAUCAGCUCCUAACUUCCAUUUUUUAGGCUGUGACAGUUAGGAGCUAAUUAGUUAUUACUUUAUCCCCUUUAUCUCUCUCCAGACUUUUCUAAAUCUUCCCCUUAGCUCUGUUUGAACAGAGGAAGGAGGCAGAAUGGGGUUGAUAUGGGGCUUCUUGCUGAAUGCAAGGUAGGUUACAUUAGGUGCCCAUGUGCAAAUAGAAGAUUUUGUGUUGCAGAGCAAGAUAUUUAUAUGAACUUCAACUGGUGGAAAUAUGAGACAUAUCAAUGGAUCAAUAUCUUGUCUCCCUCUGCCACAAAGUAACAGUCUUGGAGCUGCCCGAGGUUGGAUCUUGGCUUAUACUUUCUGUGACAUGCCAUAUAUAAUAACAAUAUGUACUUUAUAUUGGGAAAGCCAUAUUUUAUGUACAUAAAUACUAUUCUAAUAAAAACAUUAACAUUUUUAUAAGUAGCAAGAGAAGCAAAAACAGCCUCUAUGUUACCAUAUUCUCAUGUGUUAUUUAAAACAUAAAGGUACUGUAUUAUAAAAUCUAUAUACUUAACCCUUAGUAGGUAUAUUACAAAACAGCGAUAUAACUCCUUUAAUAAAUGUUCUUCACAACACGGAGAGAAAAAUAUCAGAAACCUAAAAAUAGAUAAAUACAAACAUACAUUUUAUGAAACAAUAUGUUAAACAACUAAUUAAAGUAGUGAUAAUAUCACUAUAAAGCCACGAAAUAGGAAUAAUAAGCUCUCCUGUCUAGAUAUUGUUCAACAAGCUACUGUAACCUAGCUGAGGACUUGCAUACCUAAGUUCUUUAAUUGCAUCAUGAAAUGAAAAGUAUACAAGUUUGUUUAUUUGUUGUUUUUGUAAACACAUUGAUUGCAGGCCUAAUUAGCUAUGUACUGUAUCUUUUCUAUACACUCAGCUGACCAAUUUGGGAUGCUUGAAAAGGAAAUUAGGCUGCUGGGCUGUUUCCUUCCCACUGAGUUCCUUUGAUCUUCCUAUCUUACUAAGUCUCUGUAGGUCGAGGAUCAAACAGUGCAAGUUCAGGCUCAACACGUAAGACAAGCUGUCAAGAACAAAAAUCCUCUUCAACAGGGUAAAGGCUCCGUGGGCUAAAAAAACAACUUCAAGGACAAAUGUGUGUACAUGACAUGUGCGUAGAAAUUGUAUUAAACUAAUUCUGCUGACUAAAAGCUAUUUUGCUCACAAACACACAUGUAAAAAAUAGGUUUUAGGUAAAAGCUAAAGGAAAUAUAUCAUUGGAGCUUAUGUAACCUGCAAUUAUGGCAGAUUGCAUAAUGUCAAAUACAUAUGUAAAAAAUUGGCUCUUUCCCAUGCCCAGAAAACUGUUGACACACAUAUGAGUGUACGUAUGUAGAUUUAUUACAACCUGAUUUUCAUCUUCUGCAAUUUACAGAUAAAGGUAAACAGCUAAAGCAACAAAAGUGAAGUAACAUUUUCUAUUGCAUAUUAAAUAGGAUUUUCACCUUCCUGCCGUGCGAUCCAAUCAGGACUUGGCUGUCAUUUCAUUUCCAGCAGUGCUUUACACUCUCUGGUAUACAGAGACCACUAAAGAGGCUGGCUGUAAAAGUGCCCAAUAACAUUGAACAACAAAGACAUACUUUUAAUUGGUUUCCUGUCUAAUAAAAGUAAUUUUUUGAGGUCAAGAAAAACCAAUAUUACUAGCUACAGUUUUUGGGUUACACUACUUGAUCUAUAUGUAGUACAGUAAUAAAAGGGUCUAUGUACUAAGCCUUGGAUGAAGAGAGUGGACGGAGAUAAAGUACCAACCAAUCAGCUCCUAACUGUCAUGUCACAGGCUGGGUUUGAAAAAUUACAGCAGCUGAUUGGCUGAUACUUUAUCCCCAUCCACUUUAUCUCCAUCCAAGGCUUAGUAAAUAGACCCCAUAGUUCUUAGGAAAAGGAAUUUUAAAAUAAUAUGAUAUGUUCUUGAUAUAAUAUAAAUAAGUGGUUUCAAUUCAAUCAAUCGCAAGAAAGAACACAAAAUGAAACAACAUACAGCAACCGAAAGAACUAUCUCAAAUAGUGGCCUAUUCAUAAGAGCAUUUUUUCUUUGUCUGACGCUAGUACUCCUCUUCUGGGGAAUAUCUUGUCAGUGUUCAACAGUAGUCACAAGCAAAGUAGUGUUCCAUCUACCCUGAUAUCUUUGUUCCCUUGCUGAAAUGUCUUGGUGGAAUCGCUCACCAGACUCAAACCUUACUGCACCACAGUUGUCAUGGAAGAAGUCAAGAUAAGAGUCAAGAAAGUGGAUUUUGAGUAACAUGCUGCAGCCUAAUUGAUGAUACUUUUACCCAAGAAGCCAUGCACAACACCUUUAAAGGCUUCCCAAGCUGCUUUCUCCUUAAACUUAAGGACUUGGUUGAAGUUUUCAUACUUAAGAAGUUGACAAAUUUGCGGAUCAACAAAGAUUCCUUCUUUAACCUUAGCAUCACUCAGAAGUGUCCAUUUUCCUCUCAGGUACUUGAAAGCUUCUCCAUCAUUGUUCAUUACCUUUACAAAGUUCUUCAUAAGUCCAAGUUUGAUGUUUAAAGAGGGCAGAAGAAUUUUUCUUUGAUCAAACCAGAGGACUGUGAUGGACAUUUAUUUCCCCAGGGCACAGAUUUUUCCUUGGAGGCCACAUUUUUCUAUUGUAGUGUGAAGACCUAGCCUGACUGACCCACAUAAACAGGAAACAGCAGUACUUAGAGUAUCCCAACUGUAUACCCAGCAGUAUUGCAAUCACCUCCAGAUUGGUGGUCUUUGCUUUUAGAAGUAAUUUUAUAUUCAGAUAUGUUUCCUUCAUGUCGACAGCAUAGCCUACAGGAAUUGAAGGAUAAUUGGCAUUGUGCAGCAACACAACUUUUAAAAUAAACCUUGAUGAGACAAUGAUAGCCUCCAGUCCUGUGGGCUGUGCUCCACAUGCAAAGCUGACAUCAAACCACUGACAUUACAGCAGGCAACAAGGCUAUUUUCAUUAAUAAAAUAUUGACUCAUAUAUUUUUUCCAACUCCUGUACACAGACACGUUGAUUCUAGGUUGCAGAAGAUUCCACUGUUUGAGCCUUGAUCUCAGAAUCUCUGAUUUGUGUUUCAAUAGGUAUAUUUCUCAAAUUAGAUUACUUAGUUCACUAUGAGUAUGUCUAUGUGGUUCACUCUGCAAUUCAGGCUGUGACACAAAAUCAGAAUCCUGUAAUGUUGAAGGCUCAGGUGUUUCCUCCCUCACUCUGAACCCAUCUACAUCUGCCUGCAGACUGCACUCUUCUGGAGGGUGAGAUAUAAGCAGAUCAUCCACAUGUGGCACUGGCUGAAUACAGAAUGUUGGGGCAUUCCAUAUUCAUCUUUUAUUUUCUUAGUAAAAAGGAGGUACCAUGCAGAAAUAGCAAUUUAUCUGUAUGAUUUGCAGGCUCCCUCACAAAUCAUUGACCAUCCUUUUUUACUCAACUAUCCACAUAACAUGUAUUGCACAAUAUGAAAUGCCUAGGGUUUGUCCUGUUCCCCUACCUUGCCUCCAAAAUAAUGAUAGUGGGCUGUCUGCAGAAGUGGAGUAAUUUGGUGUUUCUGGGUGGAAAAUAUUACCACACACAAUAAUUGUCAGUAAUGUAAUUUAUGUGGCAUCCUGGCUUUUAACAUAAAUUAUAACCACAAUACUCAAACAAAAGAAAGGAACUUGUGUCCUUCAGUUGAUGCAAGCUAUAUGCAGACACUAAACAAAUCAUGGCCUACAUUGACUCAGCAUUCCCAUGUUAAGGUUUGUCAACCUAUAUAUUCUCUAGAGUCCAAAAUUCCCUAGUAUAUUACAAAAUACCACAAAGGUGCAAUAUCUUGGGACAGGGCCGCCAUCAGGAAUUCUGGGGCCUGGGACUCCAAAAUAGGCAGGGCCCCUCUCCCCCCCCCCCCCCAAAAAAAAAAUUAAGAAA
Molecule: messenger RNA, 17298 nt
Organism: Pseudophryne corroboree (corroboree frog)
Lineage: Eukaryota; Metazoa; Chordata; Amphibia; Anura; Myobatrachidae
Gene: TENM1
Product: teneurin transmembrane protein 1
Exons: 34
Coding region: 708-8897 (2729 amino acids)
Biological process (GO): neuron development; signal transduction; heterophilic cell-cell adhesion
Cellular component (GO): membrane; neuron projection
Molecular function (GO): protein heterodimerization activity; cell adhesion molecule binding; protein homodimerization activity
Source: RefSeq, a predicted model, not a curated record